AAGACUUGGACUAAAAGUCUAGCUAUAGUAAUUAAAUGCAGGACAGGCUGGCAUGCUGCCGGCAGUCUCAUCCAAUCCUGAUCUUACUCCGGAUGAGGACUGCACUCUAGAUUUGCUCGCUACCGAGUAUCUUUCGUAGACCAACCGAAGCCAAAGCCAAUGACACACAGUUGUUGAUAUGGAUGACUGUGAUGCUGUUUGCAGCGUUCACACUGCUAUGGUCGCACUGUGAUGCUCAGUUGCGAUUACGCGCAAACUCAGCUGGCGACUACACAAUCCUUCUGGAUGAACAGCCACUUCUAUAUGGAUCUGGUGUGGCUAUCAUCAGCGAGCAGGAGUGGUUUUCUAGCGAUGCAAACCACACAGUCACUGAUGACUCUAGCAGGCAUGAUGGCAAGGAAAAUGCUCCAAAGCCUGUCGCUAAGAAAUUAGUCCUGGCGAGCAGGAGACUGCGAAGUGAUGUUGACUCCAUAGGGGAUUACAGUGGCUGGGAGGAAACCUGGAAGGCCGGCGAUGUCACGUUUGUGACAAUUGCAAAGACGUACCCACGUGUGGGAAACAUCAUUGCUUUCACAUACAACAUCACAAACACAUCAUUGACGGGAACGCACGGUGCCGACUCUGGUGACGUCAUCACCAAUUAUCCGGUACUAAGGAAGGCCGAAGACUCGUUCCUUGAGCAUGCCACGUAUCUAGGCUGGCAGUCAUCCCAAGUUCAAAAUGCCAUUGGUCCUGAAGAAGAGAGAAAAAACUAUGGCAUAACAACAGGUCCACGAGUUUAUGUGAAUAGCGCUGCACCAGUGAACACUGCGGGCGUCAUCAUACUGUCCGUGUUUGAUCACUUCCUGAGCUCCAGUCAGACAAACACCCGCUACAAUGGAGAGAAGGCUGACUGGAUACCCGGUAUAAGCCGCUCUGUCCUGAGCUUGCCGGCUGGAUUCAAUCAAACAUUUCUAGUUUUCUAUGGCCAGCAUGGUCUGACACAGGCCAUGCAUGAUUACGGGAAACUCAUGCAGGCUACGCACUCCCCUAACGGCAAAGCCGCGAAACGUGCAGACCCGACUCUACAAUACCUCGGCUAUCAGACCGACAACGGAGCUAUGUACUGUUACUGUACGGAGGGCUGUGUGCAGAAGCUGUUGAACGUCAAGGCCUACUUGGAUGACAUCAAUGUUCCAAUUCGUUAUUUAUCGCAUCAAGGAGAAUGGUGGCUGAAGGGAACUGAUGUAUCCUGGUGUGUUAGUGAGUGGGAACCGAAUGCAGCGUACGCUGGCAUGUCUGUCAAGGCAUUUCGGGAGAAAUUCGGCCUUCCGCUUCAGCUGUAUGCGCCGUAUUUUUGCAAUGAUACCAAGUAUGCUAAGAGUAAGAGUAAUGGAGGGAACUUCUCCAUGUUGAUCAGCAAUGCAUCACUAUGUCAUGGUGCUUUCAUGACCAGCACACCAGAGCAGGCUUCUGUGUUCUACACUGCACUAUUCACACUGGGCAUCAGCAUGGGAAUGAUGUCAUACGAAAUUGACUUCCUUACAGCCAAUUACUAUUGUGUAUCAGCUCUGACGAAAUCAGUGUCGGCUGCAGAGAUGUGGAUGGAUGGUCUGAACCAAGCAGCUGUGGAUAAAGAUAUUCCAAUGCAAUGGUGUCUGGCAGCAUCUACAAAUGUACUUCUCUCACUUUACUAUCCCUACGUCACAAACAUCAGAGCUAGCCGAGACUUCAGGAACGGUGUAAGCUAUAAAGUGGGCUUCAGCUCUCUGUUGAUGUGGUCCAUGGGUGUAGCACCGUCCAAGGAUACCUUCUGGACUACUGACAACAUGCCACUUGCUACUCAAAUCGGAGGCUGCAAGCCACAGGGCUGUCCAGCUGAUCAUACCAAUGCUUCACUGGAGCUGCACACUAUACUAGCUAUCCUAUCGACUGGCCCGGUUGGAUUCAGCGAUGCUCCAGGCAUGACUAAUAGAUCUCUGAUAAUGCGCACUUGCCAGCAAAACGGCAGGCUACUGCAGCCAGCAAAGCCAGCCACUGCUCUUGAUGCCACUAUGAGCAGUAAACGAGCACCACAAAAUGGCAGUAUCUUUGGUACCUACUGCGGUAGGGGAAAGCAGACGGUGGCGUUCAUUCUGGUAUCUUUCCAGCUGACGGCAAGUUGGAUGCUUACAGCCGCUGAUCUUUGGUUACCAUCUGGCAACCUGGCUACACUGUGUAAUACGACUAGACCAGGCCAGUCCGGGUCAGACAGUGAUGUCGGGUCAGACAGUGAUGUCGGGUCAGACAGUGAUGUCGGGUCAGACAGUGAUGUCGGGUCAGACAGUGAUGUCGCUGACUCUGUGUUGUUGGUGUAUCGUGUACGAUGGAAUGAACCGCCGUGCAUCACUGGUCAUGCAGCCAGCCAGUGUGUGAAUACUGCCACUGUCCCGACAACAGAUGAUGGCUCUGCUGAGAUUUUGACAAUACCAGCCAGUCCAAAAGAUGGAAGUUUCACGCCAUACCUGACAACCAUCUGGCCAGUGAUGUGCGACAAUGGCUGGGUUCUUCUGGGCGAACUGGACAAGUACGUUCCAGUUGCGGAGAGUCGCUUUCCUUACAUGUACGAGUGUACGGCGACAGGUUUGCAGGUAAACGUGCAAGGAAGUCCUAAUGAGAUUGUUAGUGUGACUGCGCUGGGCCCUCACGACGGUGUCCCAGCAGCAUGGGUGUACGUCAAGAAGGUUGUGUUGGGAGAGACAGGCUCAACGCUCGUGCAGUUCUCUGCCACUAUGGCCACAGACUGAGAACUCAGCGAGGCAUGCAGUACAGGAGGAAGGUGUUGGAUUACACUGCACUGAUGCGUAGGCAACUGCUGCUUUGCCAUAGUGAUCACAUUGAGUUACUCGGUAACCAUGGUAGCUGGGUGUAGAGCUGAGUCCAUGGCUACCUGCUGCUGCUCCAGCCUAUCGGAUUUGAGUUUUCUUUUUCCCUUUCAUUCCCCUGUACAUUUUUAUUUUAAAAUGAGGCUGAGUUUUCAUGCUACACUACUCUACACUACUCUACACUACACUACACUACACUACACUACACUACACUACACUACACUACACUACACUACACUACACUACACUACACUACACUACACUACACUACACUACACUACACUACACUACACUACACUACACUACACUACACUACACUACACUACACUACACUACACUACACUACACUACACUACUCGUAGUAUCACAAGUUCGAGUUACUUGUACAUGUGCAUGUUCUACACAUUGUAGUGUGCAUAUAGUACUAUUGUGUACAACAGCACUGCUCAAUGUGGAAAUCCCAUCGAGUCACUCAAGUACGCGCCUGGCAUUGCGCGGCUCUAGACCUGCGAACACUGGGCUGCGAAAUGGUGCAAGGCGCAAACUUGACUCACACGAUCAGACUUCAUAUUGAGCAGCACUGCGUACGUAUACAGUCAACUUCACUAAUAACGACUGCGGAUAUAACGACUGCGGAUAUAACGACUGCGGAUAUAACGACUGCGGAUAUAACGACUGCGGAUAUAACGACUGCGGAUAUAACCACUGCGGAUAUAACGACUGCGGAUAUAACGACUGCGGAUAUAACGACU
Messenger RNA from Sycon ciliatum, 3595 nucleotides. RefSeq lists its product as uncharacterized. Bases 183 to 2765 code for a protein of 860 amino acids. The transcript has a single exon. The record is from RefSeq and is a predicted model, not a curated record. NCBI's taxonomy places the organism in Eukaryota, Metazoa, Porifera, Calcarea, Leucosolenida, Sycettidae.